This is a messenger RNA of Suillus discolor, 1011 nucleotides long. RefSeq lists its product as uncharacterized. Lineage: Eukaryota; Fungi; Basidiomycota; Agaricomycetes; Boletales; Suillaceae. The transcript is spliced from 4 exons. The record is from RefSeq and is a predicted model, not a curated record. Bases 1 to 1011 code for a protein of 336 amino acids.
AUGAAGAGGAACCAUCGGAGCCUCAAGAUGCUCUUCUCCCCGUCGCAACGGACAACGGGACCCGCACGAUCGUCCAACAGACGACGACAUACUCGACAAUUACCUGGAACACCACAUUUUACUCACGAGAGCCCCGUUGUUCCUGCAACAACACAGGCUGAUGUCACUGCAACAAUGCAGGCAACUCCGAGUGCAACUCCAAGCCAUGCAGGAGCCUCAGGCGACAACCAUCAUUUCCAGGUUACAGGACCCAUCCACGAUCAGAUCUUCAAGCACUCCAAAGAACUUGUCGUGGGCAUCACCCUCACAAAGGACGUGAUGGCCUUGUCUAUGGCCGACAAGAAACGUAUCAUCAAGUCUAUCAUUCGAAAGGCGACACCCAAGAUUCCAGGGCUUCAGGGAAUACCACACUGGGAGAAUCAAACCAAGGACCUUGCAACAAUCUGGCGAGCGGUAAUUGUCAUGUGCACGGCAGUUACGACCCUCACUCGAGAAGGUGUCAUAAUGGCCUACAGACUUUUCCCUCCGCAGGGUAGUCCAAUCUCCCCCGAGACCUUCCGCAUGGAUCGUGUGAGACACCUCAUUCGAAACAACACAUUCAUGCACGAAUAUUCGUUUAAUGCGGAUGGGACACUGACAAUUCACUCCAAGUUCAAAAAUCACUUCAUCCUUCACCUUGUCACGAGAAUGGUAUGGAAUAUGCACUUCCAACUCGACAUUUUGCUCGUCUCACCACGCAGACAGCUGCACUUUGCGAUGGGACUGGCCGGCGCAAUAACGAAAUGUGUGCUGGCGGAACAAGCACACCUGAUACUCACUGCACCUAAGUCGUCCCCAGACACAGAUGCUUUUACCUUUGAAAUGAUCUGUUCAGGUAUGGAUGAUCUCACUGAUGAGGAGAAAGUCGACUUGGAUGGGUGGAAGGAUCAUAUGGUCAUUUGUGGGACGUCUCAACAGUGCAAGAAUGAGCUCUCCGAUUUCGACUUGGACUCAAACUCGGAUAUCGCGUGA